Molecule: messenger RNA, 1074 nt
Organism: Trematosphaeria pertusa
Lineage: Eukaryota; Fungi; Ascomycota; Dothideomycetes; Pleosporales; Trematosphaeriaceae
Product: glyceraldehyde-3-phosphate dehydrogenase
Exons: 5
Coding region: 1-1074 (357 amino acids)
Biological process (GO): glucose metabolic process
Molecular function (GO): NAD binding; NADP binding; oxidoreductase activity, acting on the aldehyde or oxo group of donors, NAD or NADP as acceptor
Source: RefSeq, a predicted model, not a curated record
AUGGUCGUCAAGGUCGGUAUCAACGGCUUCGGUCGUAUUGGCAGGAUCGUCUUCCGCAAUGCCAUCGAGCACGACGACGUUAUCAUCACCGCCGUCAACGACCCCUUCAUUGAGCCGCACUAUGCUGUAAGCGACCCUCAGAUACCCCCAAUUGAGCAACGGCCGGUAGCUGGACAGGCCUGCGCUGCGUACAUGCUCAAGUACGACAGCACCCACGGCCAGUUCAAGGGCGACAUCUCGGUUGAUGGAAACAACCUUGUCGUGAACGGCAAGACGGUCAAGUUUUACAUGGAGAAGGACCCGGCCAACAUCCCGUGGAGCGAGACCGGCGCAUACUACGUUGUUGAGUCCACCGGUGUCUUCACCACCACUGAGAAGGCCAAGGCCCACCUGAAGGGCGGUGCCAAGAAGGUCGUCAUCUCCGCUCCCUCGGCUGACGCUCCCAUGUUCGUCAUGGGCGUCAACCACGAGUCUUACAAGUCGGACAUCGAGGUGCUCUCCAACGCUUCCUGCACGACCAACUGCUUGGCCCCUCUCGCCAAGGUCAUCCAUGACAAGUUCACCAUCGUUGAGGGUUUGAUGACCACCAUCCACUCCUACACUGCGACUCAGAAGGUCGUCGAUGGCCCGUCCGCCAAGGACUGGCGCGGUGGCCGCACUGCUGCUCAGAACAUCAUUCCCAGCAGCACCGGUGCCGCAAAGGCUGUCGGCAAGGUCAUUCCCGACCUGAACGGCAAGCUCACCGGCAUGGCUAUGCGUGUGCCAACCGCAAACGUCUCCGUCGUUGACCUGACCUGCCGCAUUGAGAAGGGCGCGACCUACGACGAGAUCAAGGCCGCCGUUAAGGAGGCUUCCGAGGGUUCUCUCAAGGGCAUUCUUGGAUACACUGAGGACGACAUCGUCUCCACUGACCUGAACGGUGACAACCGCUCUUCAAUCUUCGACGCCAAGGCCGGUAUUUCCCUGAACAAGAACUUCGUCAAGCUCGUCUCGUGGUACGACAAUGAGUGGGGCUACUCCCGCCGUGUGCUCGACCUUCUGGUCUACAUUGCCAAGGUCGAUGGCAAUGCUUAG